GGAAUUCUCCUGCGGCAGCUCCUCUCUUUCCCAGCCUUUUCCAGCCUUUCCCAGCCUCUCCUUCCCAAAUCAGCCAUGGCUCCCAAGAAGCCCGAGCCUAAGAAGGCCGAGCCUAAGAAGGAAGAGCCCAAGCCAGCGCCUAAGCCGGCGGAGCCAGAGCCCAAGAAAGAAGUGGAAUUUAACCCGGCUUCGGUCAAAGUGGAAUUCAGCCCCGACCAGAUCGAAGAAUUUAAGGAAGCGUUUUCCCUCUUCGAUCGGACCCCCAAGUCGGAGAUGAAAAUCACCUACGCCCAGUGUGGAGACGUCCUGAGGGCUUUGGGGCAGAACCCGACCCAGGCCGAGGUCAUGAAAUUGCUUGGCAGACCCAAACCUGAAGAGAUGAAUUCCAAGAUGAUCGACUUUGAGACCUUCCUGCCCAUGCUCCAGCACAUUGCCAAGACCAAGGACACCGGAACCUACGAGGAUUUCGUGGAAGGGCUCCGGGUGUUCGACAAGGAGGGGAACGGGACGGUCAUGGGAGCCGAGCUCCGCCACGUCCUGGCCACGUUGGGGGAGAGGCUGACUGAGGAGGAAGUGGACAAAUUGAUGGCUGGCCAGGAAGAUGCCAACGGCUGCAUCAACUACGAAGCUUUUGUGAAGCACAUCAUGGCUAACUGAGGCCAGGACAAGAUAAGCAGCGAGAAUUCCGGAUACCGGCUGGAUUUCCACCUGCUGGAAUUUCUCCUUGUUUUUCAGCCCCGAUUCCCAUUCCAGAGCUCUGAAAUGUGCCUAAAUCCCAAAAAAUAUUUGGAUAUUUUUGUUUAGCUCACUUUGUUCCUCCGUGGGAAAAGGGUGGAUCCUGUGGAGACCCGGCGGAAAAAACUGGAAUGUGAACUGGGAAUCCCUGGGUAUUUCUUUAGGAUGAAGGAUAUAAACAGAAAUACAAAACUAAGGUAAAGGGAGGAAUUCUUUUCAUGAAUAAAUCGAUAAAAAAAAUCCCUUUUCCCAUCCCAAACUUCACCUUUUCCCUGUGUUUAUGGGACACCAGUGUAAAAAUCCCAGGAAUAUCCUUCAUUCUUAGGGAAAACCUGUGGAAUUCCCAGGAAUUAGCAACAAACAAAACCUCGCUGAUGGUUUUUUUUCCCUGCUUUGGAUGAUGGAAAAUUAAAGAUAAAAAAGCAAAAAAAAAACCCCAAAUUAAAGCAAAAUUUGCUCAAAUCCGUCUUUUCUCCAUGAGGAUUCCUUCCCAUCCCAAUAAUUUUCCUAGGAAAAAAGGAGAAAUCUUCCCCAAAGGAAAACUGGAAGUUGUUCUAAUAAAAACAUCUCGGUCCUGGAGUUUUUGCAGUAAAAAAUGGGAUUUUCCGUG
Messenger RNA from Cyanistes caeruleus (blue tit), 1345 nucleotides. Lineage: Eukaryota; Metazoa; Chordata; Aves; Passeriformes; Paridae. The record is from RefSeq and is a predicted model, not a curated record.